Numida meleagris (helmeted guineafowl) is the source of this 3076-nucleotide messenger RNA. It is a transcript of the gene FERRY3, whose product is annotated as chromosome unknown C12orf4 homolog. Bases 27 to 1832 code for a protein of 601 amino acids. Gene Ontology annotation, biological process: regulation of mast cell degranulation. Gene Ontology annotation, cellular component: cytoplasm. NCBI's taxonomy places the organism in Eukaryota, Metazoa, Chordata, Aves, Galliformes, Numididae. The record is from RefSeq and is a predicted model, not a curated record. The transcript has 14 exons.
CAGCAGAAUGGCACAUUCGCCGCAAAAUGGCGGAGCGGAGUCGGCCGAUUCUGCAGCGUCGAAUCUGCGUCUCCGGUUGCGAAGCUACUGAAGGGAAGGGUGGAGGUCUUGGCGGUGGCGCUUUCCCGGCCAGCAAAACUGCGUCCCUCAUCCAGGACCCAGGAAAUGAACUCAAGAAGAUGAAGCCUAAUAAAGGAAAGACCUGUGCUGGAGAAAGAGACUAUGUGUACACACUCAGUGCUGGAAAUCAACAUUUUGUGCUUACAGUGCCUCUCAUAUUUCCUGUGCAAGAGAAUAUUAGUCAUUUGCAUGGGCGUCUAAUGCUUCUGCACAAUCUGCCAUGUUUUAUAGAAAAUGACCUGAAGCAAUCUCUUAAUAAGUUCAUAGAAGAUGAAACUAUAAAAGGUUAUGAUAGAGAAGCUGAAAUGGCUCUAGAAGCAGUGAAAUCAGGAGAAGUAGACGUGAACCAGCUGGCAGAUACUUGGGCUAAAGCUUAUAAAGAGACAACAUUAGAGCAUGCAAAACCUGAAGAAAACAGCUGGGAUGAAGAUUUUGCAGACGUUUAUCAUGAUCUGAUACAUUCUCCAGCUUCUGAGACACUGUUAAACCUGGAAUACAAUUAUUUUGUUAGCAUCUCAGAAUUAAUAAAUGAGAGAGAUGUGGAAUUGAAAAAACUACAGGAAAGACAAGGAGCAGAAAUGGAUAAGGUGAUGCAGGAGUUAGGGAAAUCUCUAACAGACCAAGAUGUAAAUUUAUUAGCAGCUCGGCAUUUUGAAUCUCAGCAGGAUUUGGAGAACAAAUGGACCAAUGAAUUAAAACAAUCUACUGCUAUCCAGAAGCAGGAAUAUCAGGAAUGGGUGAUAAAACUUCAUCAGGACCUAAAGAAUCCCAACAACAGCUCAAUCAGUGAUGAAAUUAAGGUUCAGCCCAGUCAAUUGAGAGAAUCUGUAGAAGGAAAUGGAAGAAUUUAUGAAGAGCAAAGACUUUUAGAAGAAAGUUUUACUAUUCACUUGGGAGCUCAGUUGAAGACCAUGCAUAAUUUGAGGUUACUGAGAGCUGAUAUGCUGGAUUUCUGUAAACAUAAACGCAAUCAUCAAAAUGGAGUAAAGCUUCACAGACUUCAAACUGCAAUGUCUCUCUAUUCAACUUCUCUCUGUGGCCUGGUUUUAUUGGUAGAUAAUCGUAUCAGUUCAUACAGCGGCAUCAAAAGAGAUUUUGCAACUGUUUGCCAAGAAUGCACGGAUUUUCAUUUUCCUGGAAUUCAAGAACAACUUGAAAUUGUCCAGAAGGUUGUACUUAAGGCCAGAGCACAGCGUAGCAAUAAGUUGAAAAGACAUCCUGGAAAUAAAGAUAGUGGAAUUGAAGAUAAAUCCAAGAUUAUUGAACGUAACCAGUCAAAUAUUUUACAAGGUGAAUUCUACAUCACUCGCCAUUCAAAUCUUUCUGAAAUUCACGUUGCAUUUCAUCUUUGUGUGGAUGAUAAUGUGAGAUCUGGAAACAUAACUGCUCGAGAUCCGGCAAUCAUGGGACUCAGAAACAUUCUCAAAGUUUGCUGCACACAUGACAUUACUACCAUUAGUAUCCCUCUCUUGUUGGUACAUGAUAUGUCAGAAGAAAUGACCAUUCCAUGGUGCUUAAAGAGAGCAGAACUUGUGUUCAAGUGUGUCAAAGGUUUCAUGAUGGAAAUGGCCUCAUGGGAUGGAGGAAUUUCUCGGACUGUACAAUUCUUGGUACCGCAGACAAUUUCUGAGGAAUUGUUUUACCAGCUGAGUAACAUGCUACCCCAGAUAUUCCGAGUAUCCUCUACAUUAACUCUAACCUCUAAGCACUGAGUUUUGUGCAACAGUAGGAUGUAUCCUGUUGACAGAAGAAGAGGUUCUGGAGAGUUGGUACUGGAAUAUCUCUUUUCUGAAGCCUGAUGUUCCUGAACUGUUAUUUGUUGCAAUUUCAAGAAUAAUGUUAUUAGAAUAAAAGAUAAAAUGCUACCUGUACUUGGAUGUUAGCAUUUCAUUUUUACCUCUCUCAUUCGUUUUCAGCACACAUUAAUAUUGAAUUCUUCACCUUUUUCUGAAAGACAUUAAAUGCAGCUAGUCUUAUGGAAUCUAUAGAUACAAUAUUCGAGGUUAAGUAGUAGGAAUAAGAGCUUAUGGAAGCAAUAGGAUCUUCUGGGCAAAACAGGUGAUUCAAGUUGUCUGAUUUUAAAAACAUUUUCUGAAUUUGCUCAGUGAUAGUUAAAGGAGGAAAAAAUUGGUGUCAAGUAUCUCCUUUUUAAUAAUUUUGAUAUUAUUUGUCAGAGUUUUCUUUACAAGGUGAACACAAAUCAUAUUACUGCUUCAUUUCAGCCCUUAACCAUGAUAAAAUGAAUAACAUGAGAACUCUUUUUAAUCUGUUGCAUUUUGUAAAUCACUGGAAUUAUUAAAAAGUAAUCAAAUUAAUGUAUUAAUGUAUCUAUAAUUUGACUUUUCUUUAAAUUAUCACUCCUCCCUUAUUUUAUGGUAUAUUGUCCUUUCGCUUUCUUUGAAGAUCUCACGUCAACAAGUCUGUCAUGCUCAGUUUAGCAAGAGCACAAUAGCAUUCUGGAAUCUCUUGCACAGGUAUAUUUUGCUGCUUAUUAUCAGUAAGUUUUGCCACUAAACAAUCUAUUUGGAAAUGCCAGGGAGACAACUCGGGAUGCUUGUAUGACAUUUCUUUAUUUAUGACAGGAUUCAAUUUUUACCUAAAAAACUAUCUCAUAACCUCCUACCUCCCCUGAUGGGAAGCCAGGAAAGCUGCUUUUACCCCAUCUUGGACACUCAAGCUUUUUGACUUGUUUAUGAACGCUGGUGACUGGAAGUAAUUCUUAAAUGUAGAGACUAGGCACGGGGAACGUCCUGUCUGAAGCUGGUAUUUACAGAGUUCCUAGAGGAGUUAGUGUCACAAGAAAGCAGCUGAGGUAGAGAAGGUCUCAGGUAAAGUCCACAGUUCUGUUCUAUAGAAAGCACUGGGAAUCCUGGCAGGGCUCACUUUGAAUAUGUAAUCUUUCUAUGGAUUGCCAGAUUUUGCAUUUGAAAACUAAAAAUAAAUUUGAAAUUAUUUA